Tetrapisispora phaffii CBS 4417 is the source of this 2295-nucleotide messenger RNA. RefSeq lists its product as uncharacterized. The record is from RefSeq and is a predicted model, not a curated record. The transcript has a single exon. Lineage: Eukaryota; Fungi; Ascomycota; Saccharomycetes; Saccharomycetales; Saccharomycetaceae. Bases 1 to 2295 code for a protein of 764 amino acids.
AUGGAAGAACACAAAGAUAAUGAGAUUCAUGGGGAAGACAUGUUGGCUGGUGAAGUAUAUUCGAAUGCUGAAGCAGUGACAGAGGCACAUGAAUUGCAUGUUGAUGGAUUAGUGCUUAAUGCCAUUGAUAAGAAUGCACCAAAUGAUGAUAAUGAAUCUGGUGAUGAGAAGGACUGGCAACCGAUUGAUAAGAUACCUUCUGAAGACGACACUCUUAGAUGUGCUGACUCGAGUGGUAGUAACAAAGGAUACGGAAUGAUGGAUAAUGAUGAAGAAGUUGCUGAAGACUUUAUUUAUUCUAAUGUAAGCAGUGAAGAACAAAUAAUAAGAUCCAAUAAGAACAAUUCAAAAACAGAUUUCCUUUUUAACAAUCCUAAUGUUUAUGUCACCCAGGAUAAGAAAGAAAGCGUCGAUGCUGAAGACAAUAGAGAAACUAAAGAUGGAAACCACAGUUCUAUUUCGAUAAAUUAUUAUAAACAGCUUGCUUACACCAGGUCAUUAUUUUCAGACAACCAAAAAUUUGGAUAUGUUGGAUCUUUAAGUGUCUUGACAGGUCAUUUCUGUCUUAGGUUGGCAAAACUAGCUACAAUUAAGAACCUUAAAACUAAUCAAAAACUUACAAGACUUUUAAGCACGUUGCAAAAAGACUUAGCUGAUUGGAGAAGUAAAAUACUGAAUAUGCUAUAUGAGGAAUUAGAGCUAAGUUCACCUGAGAUAAAGAUGAUCGAACAACUUGACAUGAUCGAUGUUCAAUUAAGUGAUCUAUGCCGAAAUCUACAAACCACCCAAAAGAAUGAACCGGAAGAAGGGGAUGAUAAAAAUACAUCUAAGGAAAACACUAUUGAUAUAGCGUGGGUAAUAAUUUGUCAUUUAUUUUUACUCUUGACAUCUGAAGAAAGUUAUGAUUCUAGAGAUAGAACAUUAUUGGUCGAACUGGCUAAGGUACUAGGUAUAUCUUAUAAUGAGUUAAACGAUUUUGAAAGACGUGCCUAUGAUGCAAUUGUGUAUAACCAAGAUAGUUCUGAUGAUCAAAGUGGUACUGAGAUCGACCAUCUGAAGAAGAGACGUCAUAAGAAUAAGAAAAAAAAAAUGGCAUAUGUCGGUCUAGCUAUGGUUGGUGGAUCAGUGGUACUGGGACUUAGUGGAGGAUUAUUGGCACCUUUCAUUGGUGCAGGUCUUGCAUCUGGAUUCUCGACAUUGGGACUUGGUGGUGCAGCUGGAUUUCUAUCAAGUGCAGCCGGCACUGCAUCUGUUGCAAUCACGAGUACUGCUGUCGGUGCCAAUAUAGGUGCUAAAAGUAUGAGUAAAAGAAUGGGGAGCGUGGAAACAUUUGAGAUUAAACCUAUUCAUGACAAUUCCAGAGUCAACGUGCUCCUAACUGUUCCUGGGUGGAUGAUCAACGAAGAAGACGAGAUUAGCGCACCUUUUUCAACAAUAGACUGUAUAGAAGGUGACAUAUUUUCUUUGAAUUGGGAACCGAGCAUUUUAACUGAAAUUGGGACAAGAAUGAAAGUUGCUACAAGCGAAGUUGUCACAGACUCUAUUCAGCAAAUGUUAGGAAAUGUAAUUCUUGUUAGUAUUGUAUCUGCUAUUCAACUUCCAUUAAUUUUAUCAAGACUAAGUUUCUUUCUUGACAACCCCUGGGCUGUCGCAAGUGAUAGAGCAUGGUCUGCAGGUUUGAUACUUGCCGACACAUUAAUGAACAAAAACUUAGGAAACAGACCCGUGACGUUAAUCGGUUACUCACUCGGUGCACGAGUGAUUUAUUCAUGUCUAUUAGAACUUAGUGCCCAUAAGAAGGUGGGAUUAGUGGAGAAUGUUUUUCUUUUUGGUGCACCUGUCAUCAUCAGUCAAGAUGAGCUAAUAAGAGCUCGUAGCAUGGUGAGCGGCAGAUUUGUCAGCGGAUACUCGUUGAACGACUGGAUACUCAAAUAUAUCUAUCGUACCACUACAAGCAGAGGUUACAAGGAAGUUCUUGGUAUAUCUCAAGUUGACGAACCGUUGACUGUAGAAAACAUCGAUUUGACUGAAAUAAUCAAAGGCCACUCUGAAUAUCGUGAGAAUAUGCCAAAACUCUUAAAGCUAGUAGGUUUAGAAGUGACCUCAGAGACAUUCCAUGACCCAGCUAAUAAAGAAGAUGCAGAAUCACACCAGAUAAGUACUGUGUCAACCCAAUCUCAAGACCCAGACAGUACUGAUAAGAUUAUAAAAGAAAUUGACAACAUUGAAAGUUUUUUGAAGCCUCUAACAGAAACACCACCGACCACUCACGAAGAAGAGAAUCCAACACAAUAG